This is a messenger RNA of Mytilus californianus (California mussel), 5312 nucleotides long. RefSeq lists its product as uncharacterized. Lineage: Eukaryota; Metazoa; Mollusca; Bivalvia; Mytilida; Mytilidae. The transcript has 12 exons. Gene Ontology annotation, molecular function: protein binding. Bases 256 to 2700 code for a protein of 814 amino acids. The record is from RefSeq and is a predicted model, not a curated record.
UCUGCAUCACUUCUUCAAUAAUUUUUACCAAUAUUGUAAUGAUACGGGCAUGUGAAUCUAGAUCGAUCAAAGGAAUUCUGCCGGCAUCCACGCGAUGAAAGGUUGAAAGGUGUAAAAUAACCUAUCUUCCAACAAAGAUUCUCGGAUUUUUUAUAAUUUAGUCCGGUAGACAUUUUCUUCACGUUGAACGUUGACGGAGAAGUAAGGAAUACGGUCAUUUCUGGGAAAACAGGAUUGGUUUUGUGGUCAUCCAGAAUGAAUAGCAUCUUUAGGCUUGCGUUAAUUUGUGGACUUUUUGUUAGCUGUGUAAUUUCUGAAGAUACCGAAAAGAAACAAAAACAAGAUUCCGUCACUUAUGACAUUGGAAAUACAAAUGGUUACGACAUAAACAUAGACGACAAUUGGCUGAAUGAAGUGCUUAAUACAAAUGUUAAUGAAAGUAGUAAGAAGUACAACCAAAUUAUUAUCGACCAGGAACCCAAACAUGUGCAAUUACCUCGGCUUGUAUCUGAUGACGAGGAUAAUAUCGAUGGUUCCGGUUCCGGUGAUGGGAUACAACUAGAUAAAGAAAAAAACGAAGGAGGCCAUUUCACUGAGCAAACGCCAGGAAGACUAGAACAACAGACGAUAGGAAAACAGCACGAGGCUAUUCGUCGUCUGCCCGAGCCUAAUACAGAUGUUGACCUUUUUAAUGUUGACAAUGAAGAAAUUAAACAUGUUAAAGAAAUAUUACGUCAAUCAGCGACGAUAGGUGCAGCUACGAUCCCAACAACGCGAGUCGUCACUAAAACGUCAACAACACAAUCAAAUAUUGCAGACAUCAGCAAAGAAAUUGAGACAGACGACGAAAUUGACGAUGAAGAUGGUGAUGAUUUUAUUGAGGCCAGAACAGAACUCGGGUCUGGAUUGGAAGAAGAAGUUUCAGACGACGAGGAGAAAUUAAAUAUAACGUCUCCCAUGAAAACAGAGGACAUUACCAGAGAUGAGUAUAACUGCAGAGGUAUUUUGUGCAAAUAUGGCGCAACGUGUCUGAUUCAAAACGGUGUUAAAACGGGAUGUGUCUGUGAUAUGAAAUGUGAGAAUUUCAAAGGCAAUCCUGUUUGUGGUUCCGACGGUAUACUAUAUGAAAACCUCUGUCAUUUGCAGCUAGAGGCCUGUAGUCUUCAGGUCAAUAUAUCUCUGGAUUCUUCUGAUAAAUGUUUGCAAAAUGACAAUAAUCCAUUUAAUUCAUUACAACAAUGUAAAACAUCAUACCCUUACUGGACACCAUGGUCACUUUGGAUACAGUCAGGUGAUAAAGAGUUCAGAUUUAGGUAUUGCAAACGUUCCGGUUUAUAUUUACUAGCAGACGACAGUUGUAACGACCCUCAGAUGCAAGUUCGGCAGUGUAACAGACGAGAAACAAGAGCGUGCAGAUCUAUGUCAGGAAAAACAACACAAGAAUACGAAUACUCAUGCAGCGGAGUUCAAUUAUCUGAGAUAUCUAGAAUUGAUGAUAUUUUUCCUCAUUUACACGAUGAAGUGUCAGAUUGUGAAUACUCAUUAUACGAUAUUGGAAUUGCAAAAUUUAUACACAAGAAAUGGACAAUCGAUGAUCUUGAUGCCAAAGGGGACAAAAAUGUUUGGUGUAGAAAUAGGGAUCGUUUUGUUCCGUUCUUCGACUCAACGAAACAGUGUUCUGGUACCCUAGAAAAGUUUUGUCAAGAAUCAGAAAAAUGUAUUCGUAAAAAGAAAAAUAUCUUGAAGUCUAAAGGUAACUUGAAACACAUUUGUUGGAAAAAGUUCCUUCUUGGAGAUCAGUUACCAACAGGUUUUCCAGGGAUAUAUGACAAAUAUUUCAUUUGUCAGCGCUUUGCACAGGAUGAUACGUAUAUAGGAUCCACGUCUAGGAAGGCUUUCUAUGGUACUGUUUAUGAUACAAAACAACGUGUUCCUCUGAUGUCUUUUGGAAGACUAAGAAACCUCUCAGAUACUUCAAAACCACUAAUGACGUUUAUGAUUGAAAAGGGUUUGGUGUCAACUAAAAAGCAUAAAAGUGUGGUAUCGACAGUAUACAACUGGCUGAAUGGUGCAGAAGGAAAAGGAAUGUUCUACGACAAUGGUGAAAUUUCAGUCUGUAAUCUAGGUCAAUUUCAGGCUGUAAACACCGAUUAUGAUACCUCAGAGUACAAAAUGCAACAACUUUUACCACACAGUCUCACAGGAAAUGACGUAAGAGAGAAAAUAGCAACAUACACACUGACUAAUACGGCGCCAAUUCACACAUCACUACAUGGAAUGUGGGAAACUGCUUUGUCAACUGCGCGUACUUUCGCUGUCGAAAAGUGUGGAAUUCCAGUACUUUUAAAUCCCGUGAGGAGACAACGAAACAGAGUAUCACGUGACCAUCCAGAGAUGUAUGUAAUAUCAGGUGCAGUAUCAUUAAACGAUGCUGAUAGCACAAUAGGGAAUGGGGUAGCUGUUCCAUAUCUAUUUUGGUUCGCAGGAUGCUGCAUCAAAGGCGCAGAUACUGCUUCAUAUGCUUUAUAUGCUAGAAAUGUUCCUGACAGCGUUGUCAUAUCUGCUCCAGUUGCCCAGCUAGAAAUUCUUUUAUCAGAUAUUUAUAACACUACUUCAAACAAAACAAUCAAAUUGUUUCCGGCCUAUGAUGAUAUAUGUGGUAGCAUUAAAAGUGAUAUUUCAGGUCAGAUAAAAUUAUGAUUUCAAAAAUAUCUUUAAUACAAACGAUCUGGUUCAAUUAUAAUAUCAUUGUUAAACCAAAGAAGUGUAAGCCAUUUUAUCUAAUGUUUUAAAUACUUUUUCUAACACUUCAAUGACCUGAAUCAUUAAACGGUGAAUGUUACAUAAAACAGUUUUUGGAAUUGGUUUAGUUUCUGAACUGGUAACAGAAGUACCAGACCUAUUCACUACCCAUGUAAUUGGGUUUAUAAGCACCUUUUGUAAUUGAUCAUCAUCGCAAUAUAGGUAUGGAAGUUCCUGGAGAUCUAUUUUCACUCUUGUAUGACAGAUAGACGUUGUAAACCCACUAUAACAAGUACGCUUUUAUAUUGUAUUGAACCAUUAGAUAACCUCCAGUAUAUAUUCGUAUUAUUAGUGAUUGAUUGCAUACUUUAACGAUGAAAUUUCAGAUGUUCAAAUAUCGUGUGACUUUAACACCUCAGAUUCAUAGUUUUCAGUUCACUAUAGCAUUAGCUCGUUAGGACAUUUAGAUAAUGCCUAUAUCUUAUUAAAAUAUGUCACCGAAAAAUGAAAUGGUUCAGAAUUGCAUAUAAUUAUUGAUGUAGAGGAAAUUAUAUUUUUCGGUCUAUGCGUCCGUCCGUCCGUCUAGCCUGUAUCAGUUUAAAGUUUUUGAUGAAGGUAAUCUUUGGUCACACCAACUUGAAACUUAGACCAGAUAUUCAUUGUGAAGUACACUUUUUUAAAAUAGAUGCCAAAAUAGGGUUUUCAAUAGAUUUUGCGGUACACUGAACAUAGAAAUAUGAUGUACUAGUGGGGUGUGUAUUCUAUUGACAGGUUGUUGUGGUUUGUUUUUUUUUUUACUUGUAUAGGAGUUUUCACGAUUAUGUUUUGAAUACAAAAUUAGCAGGUAUACUUAAUAUAUACUUUGCAUGCAUUGCAAAUUUACCCAUUGAACAGUAGUUUACUACGGUUACCUUUAUUUACCCAUAAUAACAUCAGUAGCUAACCCUGGAAUUCCGAACUGACACCGUGAUCAUACACAGGCUAACCAGUGGGUGAGCCACAUUAGGAUAGGACAUAUUACUUUUGUUUAUUUUUUGUACAUUUGUUAUGAAAGAUGAUUUGAUGAAUGUGGAAAAGGUUCUUUUAACUUGUGCGUUUUAAAUAUACCUUUCAGUGCACAUAUGAUUAGAUAAUGAGUAUUCUGUGUUAAAAAGGAAGUCUUAUCAUAGUAUUUGUGUAAUACUGUAGCAUACCAUAUUAAUCUGAUUAAAGAGUUAUCCCAUUUUUACAAAUUGUUUUGUAUCUAUUGUCAUAACAUCCGAGUAUAGCGUCACAAAAUAUAGGAAAUUGCACAUUAAUCGUUGUACUUAUUAUAGCAUAAUGUUCAUGUUUAUGUCAUCCAGUAGUGUUUGAAUAAAGAUUACAAGUUGAGUUCGAAUACGGAAUAUAAAUCCAUCUUUUAUGUAUUCAUACUGUGUUGUUACUACGCAAGCUUCUAUUUUUAUACUCAUUAACACACUAGUUGAAUGUAUCUAGUUAUAGUUCCGUUUAAAAAAUUCUUGAAACAACAUAGGAAUGUGUUUGUUUGAGGUCAAUAGCUAUCCAAUUAUAGUAUCGAAUAAUAUUAUUUCAUGAAAGGUUCCUCCGAAGUUUCACCUCCAUAAAAAAUGAAAACAACACUUUAUAAAUUGUAUUCGUUCGAAGUGCUCUUCUUGAUUUACCUUCAUCAAGAACGUUCACAGCGUAAUAUUUACUAAACAGUGAAUGACUUCCACAGUAUUAGAUUCUUCUGUGAGUGCAGUUACUGAUGAGCUUUUUUCCAGUACCCAUGUUUUCUGUCGAAAUUAUACACUCCUUUUUAUAUGUGCAUUCCGCGCAGAGAUUCUGUUUUAAAUUAAUUCCAAAAAGACGUAACAAACAAAUAUAUAUGGCAAAAACAAAAUUAUACGAUACAGCUUUUUAGGUUGUCUGUACACAUUAAUGGUAAGGGGACUAGGCUAAGUGUGCUUUUGUCAAACCGGAAGACGAACCUCUUUCCAAAAAGAAAACGAAUCUGUAGCAAUUAGCAAAAAUUCUAUGGUAAUAAUUUUCUAAUUCUGAUUUAAAAUUCAAAUGUCUGUUUUUGAAGUGCAGUAAUUCUGCAGCACUAUCCUAUUAUCAUACAUUGAUCAUUUUUUCGUUCUUGUUUCUGUAUAAAAAAAAAUAAUACUUCAUCUAAUUGUACAACUAAGGAUAAUAAAAGGCUAAAGAAUAAGAAAUAAGACAAAAGAUUCGUGCAUGUAGUGCCUGAAUAGGACUUCCUUCAAUUUCAAAAAUGAUUUGAACAAUAGAUAGCAAUAUAGUUACCCUUGUAGUGGGUACAUGCGUAAUUCCAACAUCCUUUUGUGUUUUUUGUGAUCAUGCUUUUUAUGAUAAAAAAUGGCGGAAUAUAUAAGCUCUUCAAUUCAUAGUGUGAUACUGUAUAUAAAUUCAAUGUAUAUUUUAGUUUUGUGUAUACGCGAUUAUUGUUAUUAAAAAGGUUGUGUUUUCUAUUGUGAUACUGUUAUAUAUGUGUAUUGUUUUGUUAGUACCAUCAUUGCUUAGAGCAUUGUUUAUCAUUUAUUUGUUAAUAAAAUGUUUGACAAAAAUCA